AAUGAAUUUACAACUAUCCCACUUCAAUUUCUAGAAUCGUCACAGGCCAGCUCAUUCCCCUCCACGCACGGACAAAAACCUUUCAAAACCUAUCAUUCACUUGUCUAUCCAUUUUCCUCGGAGGCACCAAAAAAAACCAAGUCAUUUUCUAUUACCUGGCUUGUCUCUUUGGAUUUUCCUUUAUCUUUGGUAAAUUUUUCGUAUCUUUAAAUUUUAGGUUGUAGCUACCUAGGUUCAGUUAAUCAAGUUUGGAGUUUUUAACCACCCAACAUCCUUGAAAUACCAUGAUGUUCGAUAUCUUGUGUAUCAAACAACAACGUUAAUUAAUUGUAUUCUUUGAGAAUUUGGUGUUAAUUUGGUUUCUUGAUCGAGUCUUACGGAUUAUGAUUUCUUGUGAGGAUUAUCUCCAUUAAAAAAUUUUGAUAUCUUUAGAGUUUGAGACGACGUGAUUGCCCACCAUAAAUAUUUCUUGGAGCUCAAGCUGAUAAAUUUAGGACAUAUUUGGCUUUGAAACAUGGGUUGCUUUUGUUGUUUUUCAUCUAAUGAGAAUAAUGUAGAUAGGAGGAGAAAUGGUUCAAGAAGAUCAGCUCAGCCACCUGCGUAUCCUCCUCGGAACGAUCACAAUAAUAUUGCACCACAACCGGAGAAUUGCAAGCCAAGACCCCCACCUGAAUCUAAUGACAACAAGGAUGCUCGUGAUCAUAAAGAAGCUGCCAACGGUAGCAGUAAUGUCAUUGCAGCACAAACCUUCACUUUCCGUGAGCUGGCCAUGGCUACAAAGAAUUUCCGACGGGAAUGUCUAAUUGGUGAAGGUGGAUUUGGUAGAGUUUACAAGGGAAAACUUGACAAAGGUGGCCAGGUUGUGGCUGUGAAGCAACUUGAUAGGAAUGGUUUGCAAGGGAACAGAGAGUUUCUUGUUGAGGUGUUAAUGUUGAGUCUAUUGCACCAUCAGAAUCUAGUAAAUCUCGUCGGAUACUGCGCAGACGGGGAUCAAAGACUUCUGGUGUAUGAGUACAUGCCAAAGGGAUCUCUUGAAGACCAUCUACUAGAUCUUACACCUGAGCAAAAGCCAUUAGAUUGGUUCUCAAGAAUGAAAAUAGCAUUAGGAGCUGCAAAAGGUUUAGAAUACUUGCACGAUAAGGCCAAUCCCCCUGUUAUAUAUCGUGAUUUGAAAUCAUCAAACAUCUUGCUGGACAAAUUCUUUAAUGCCAAACUCUCUGAUUUCGGGCUAGCAAAGCUUGGACCUGUUGGGGAAAAGUUACACGUAUCUUCAAGGGUGAUGGGAACAUACGGUUAUUGUGCACCAGAGUAUCAAAGAACUGGGCAACUUACAGUCAAGUCAGAUGUGUACAGUUUUGGAGUUGUUUUUCUGGAGUUAAUUACUGGAAAGAGAGUCAUUGACACGACAAGACAAAACAAUGAGCAAAAUCUAGUUGCUUGGGCACAACCAGUAUUCAAGGAACCAAGUAGAUACCCAGAACUAGCCGAUCCACUUCUACAGGGUGAUUUUCCUGUUAGAGGCUUAAAUCAAGCAGUUGCAGUUGCAGCCAUGUGUCUCCAGGAGGAACCAUUGGUUCGUCCAUUGAUCAGUGAUGUGGUCUCUGCUCUUGGUUUGCUUGGAGAUGGUCUAGAAGGAGGAGCAGAACCAGCUGCUUCUUUUCCUUCCCCGCCAACCAUGGAAACCCUUGACAGUGCAAAAGAACGUCAACUAGCUGUGGACGAAGCCAUAGAAUGGGGAUCAAAUUCAAGGCGUUUGGCGUCGCAGAGUCCAAGGGCUACGGUGUCGUAGAUUUUCUUCCGUUUAGAUUUUGUAUGAAUCAAUAUGGUUGUUUUCCUCCAUGCCCCCUCUCUCUCACUCUCACUCAGAAGACAUCAAUUCUUUUAUUCUUUCGUUUGUGUUUGAUUAGUGUCCCGGGACAGAAAGAACAAUUACCGAAAAAGAUGGAAACAUGUUUCAUUGACAUAAAGUACAGAGAUAUGUCCUCGCCAUUUCCAUCUCUUUUAUCUUAGGACAGUAACUAAACUACCUUGUUGUCUGUUAUGCAAUACAAGAAUAUGCAUCAUCAUGUUACUGCACUCCAUCUCCAGAGCAAGCAUAAUAAUGUCACACUUGUGAGACAAUACAAGGAGAUGUGAUUGUUCAAUUUAAUCAUUGAAUGAUCUUUAUACUUUA
Populus trichocarpa (black cottonwood) is the source of this 2173-nucleotide messenger RNA. Its product is annotated as probable serine/threonine-protein kinase PBL26. The transcript has 5 exons. Lineage: Eukaryota; Viridiplantae; Streptophyta; Magnoliopsida; Malpighiales; Salicaceae. Gene Ontology annotation, biological process: protein phosphorylation. Bases 515 to 1789 code for a protein of 424 amino acids. Gene Ontology annotation, molecular function: protein kinase activity; ATP binding. The record is from RefSeq and is a predicted model, not a curated record.